CGGUUUCCCAUCGUGCUUGGAGAGAGCGGCACGGAUGGCGGAGAAGGAUGACACCGGAGUUUGACGACGAAGUGGUGUUUGAGUCACCCUGGAGAGACAAGUAGAAAGAAAUGGGGAAGUGGACAAAAUUCUCUCAGAUGCACUGCAAGAAUAUAUGAGAGAGCGGUGGGAUCACAUUUUCCAGGAGACAAGGAUUGCACUGCCUAAUUCACCACUUUAUCAGUACUUACAAGACUUGGGACACACUGAUUUUGAAAUAUGCUCACCAUUGUUGCAAAAUCCAGAAGAAUGCACAUCCGAAGAGAUUCAAAAAGACAUGGAUACAAGUGCCAUUCAGAAAAAAGACGUCCUGUCAAGCCUAGCUGAGAGUUUUACAAGCUGGCUUGCUUUUCUACCAUAUAAGAAAAAAGAUGAUAUGCUCCACCAGUUGGAUGUUGGCUUUCGCUCAGAGGCUCUCUGCACCAUCCUGCAACAGGAAGUUCUGCUGCAAGAGGAUGUUGAACUGAUUGAGCUUCUUGACCCCAGUAUCCUGUCUGCGGGGCAGCCCAAGCAACAGGAACAUGGACACCUUCCAACGCUACGCUCCCUAGCAACUCCUAAUAUUUGGGAUAUUUCAUUACUGCUUGUCUUCAUCAGCAUGCUGAUUAUGCUUCCUUCUUUAUGGAAUGGAUUCCUUGGAUUGGUGUGGGGAGCAGGACUGUUGUUAUACGUAAGCUUGAGAGGUUUGGACAUGUUGAGGACAGCCAAGUUGCAAAUGUCCCUAAGAAAAUGUCAUCUCCAACUCGAAGAAAUGGUGGCUAAUUGCCGAGCCUUCACUAACCUUGUGAGGAAAGCUCUACGGCUCAUUCAAGAAACUGAAGUCAUUUCCAGAGGAUUUACUCUUUUGCUUGACAGGGUCAGUGCUGCUUGCCCAUUUAAUAAAGCUGGACAGCAUCCUUGUCAGCAUCUCAUUGGUCUUCGGAAAGCUGUGUACCGAUCAGUGAGAGCCAACUUCAGAACUUCAAGACUUGCUACUUUGUAUAUGCUGAAACAUUACCCUUUGAAUUCUGAGAGCGACAAUGUAACAAACUACAUCUGUGUGGUGCCUUUUAAGGAACUAGGUCUAGGACUAAGUGAAGAGCAGGUGUCGGAAGAAGCAGCACACAAUUUCACAGAUGGCUUCAGCCUGCCUGCUCUAAAGGUUUUAUUUCAACUUUGGGUUGGGCAAAGUUCUGAAUUCUUCAGGCGGCUAAUUCUUCUGCUGUCUCCCUCCAAUGCAUCUCUCAAGAACCUGAUUACGCCAGAACGUUUGCCUCUUUAUAUCUUUUCUGAUGUGACUCAAGGCCUGCCUCACGCUCAUGCUGCCUGCUUAGAAGAACUUAAACGAAGCUAUGAGUUUUAUCGGUACUUUGAAACACAUCAUCAAUCUAGUUUAGAACGUUCAGUCAAAACUGAACAGAAAACAGGACAGCUAAACCGUCUUCAUACAGCAGUGCGCAGUUUGCAACUCCAUCUAAAGGCCUUAUUGAAUGAAGUAAUAAUUCUUGAGGAUGAACUUGAGAAGUUUAUUUGUUCCAAGGAAAGUCAAGAACUAACUUCAGAAGCCUACCAAGUUGUAGAAAAAAAACUGGAAUUGAUUCAGCCUCAUAUGCAAGCUAGCAACAGCUGCUGGGAAGAGGCGAUUUCUCAGAUGGAAAAAAUGGUUAAAAGAAAACCAGAUAAAAAGGGUAAAUCAGAACCAUCAUGUGAGAACAAGCAUUGUACCACGAUACCUUUACUACAGCCAGCUGUGCACAUAGAGGAUAAAGACCCAAUCCCUGAAGAACAGGAACUUGAAGCAUAUGUUGAUGAUACAGAUAUAAACAACGAGUAUAAGAGAGAUGACUUUUAUUACUUUUCCCUGGAAGACAGAGAGAGACAAAAACGUGAAAGAGAGGAAUCCAAGAGAGUGCUGCAAGAACUAAAAUCUGUGUUGGGAUUUAAAGCUUCAGAGGCAGAGAGGCAAAAGUGGAAGCAACUGCUAUUUAGUGAUCAAGCUGCAGUGAAGCCCUUGCCUACUGCAGAGCCAGAGGAACCCAUAAACAUUUUGGGAUUGCCUAAGAAUUCAGACUCAAGCAUACAGGAUUGUAGCAGAAAUGAUAACUUGGAAGAGACGACAUCUGACCCAAAAACUGAUGAUGAAAAAGGGAGGACGGAGUACUUAUCUGAUGGACCUGGUGUAAGUAAAAAUGACAUUGCUGCUGAUGGUGACUCAGCAGAAGUAGAAAAAAGAACAUGUUACCAGUGCAACGGAGAAGGCGAAGAAUCUGAGUUUGCUGGUGUAGAUAAAAUGAAUGUGUUGCAGCCACCUGAGAGAGAUGUGUUACAGUCCUCCAUCAAACAAAGGCUGGCUGAGCUCCAUAUAUCAACAGAUUUCCAUUUCACGUCAGGUCUGGCAGCACAGGUUGCUGCCAGGUCACUCACAUUUACAACCAUGCAAGAGCAAACAUUUGGAGAUGAGGAGGAACAGGAGGAGAAGAAUGAAGACUUUUUUGAAAAACACAAAGAAUUAAAUGACUGUGACAAUGAAAGAUUAUAGAUCAUCUAAAUUUUGCCUUGCUUGUUUGAACAGCUCAGAAGGCUAGAGAGGAUAACAAAAUUUUGGACAGCAAAGAUGAGAUUUUAAAAUUACGUUAUCAGUUGGGUGUUACUAGUCUUUUGAUAUAUACACACGUGCAAGUAUAAACCAGGCUCAAGGUAUAUAGUAUGGUUCUUUACAGGUACCACAGAUUACUGUGACAUUUGUUUUAAUAUUUUAUUUUUAUUUAUUGAUAUUAUAAGGCUUUUUUCCUAACAGGAAAAUAAAAAUGUCUAAUUUGUCAUUUCCUAAUGCUGAUUAUAAUAGCAACAUUAAUUGUAAAACUACUUGAAAUGGUUCUUUAACAAGAACAUAAACAGCACCAUUUGGUUCUCCCUAUGAGCUUUGUUUACUUUGUUAUUUCUGCUUUUUAUCACUUAAAAACUGGAUUUUUGUUGAUCCAUUGGUUCAUUAGCUCACAGCCUAAGAUAUUGACUAUUUAAUUUAAAAUGGAAGCCAUAGCUGCUAUAUUCCGGAAUGUUAAUCUAAACUAAUGCAAAAUUGCUAGCAGAGAGUUACAAGGCAAAAAAAAAAGUUAACUUCUGGACCGCAGUGAAUAAUUUGAAUAUUUAAUGUAUUUCUAGUAAUUUUUCCAUCAUCCAACUACAACACCACACGCACACACACUUCCAGAUAGGAGAAAUUAAACAGCUUCUGAACAAAUAUUCCUUCCAGUGUUCCUUGUGUAGAUGAAAACAAUUUUACUUCUGCAGUAGGUUAAUUGGUGCUUGGUGACAUUUGAUUUCAGUUCCUAUUUUAGUUUUACAUUGGGUUGUACACUCUGAAAACACUUUUAUCAAAGGUAACUCAGAUCCUUGUUCUCUUGUUU
Molecule: messenger RNA, 3425 nt
Organism: Elgaria multicarinata webbii
Lineage: Eukaryota; Metazoa; Chordata; Lepidosauria; Squamata; Anguidae
Gene: VEZT
Product: vezatin, adherens junctions transmembrane protein
Exons: 13
Coding region: 155-2557 (800 amino acids)
Biological process (GO): cell-cell adhesion
Cellular component (GO): plasma membrane
Molecular function (GO): myosin binding
Source: RefSeq, a predicted model, not a curated record